AUGUCUAAAUUUUCGAUCGUCAAAGACACAAUCCGCAUGGUCCGCCGCUUCAAUUUGAUGGGGCGUACCUUGGAGUUUAAAAUCAAGCCGGUGCCCGUCGGCGAAGAACCCAUAGGGUGGGUUAAAGAGGCUAUCCAGCAGGCCAUAGCUAAAGGCGCCGAAGGUCUUAACCCCGAAGACCAGGUGUCUUUUUCGUUUUGUUCGAAGGACUUUGCCAGAGGUGAUCGCUGGGUCCGCUUCAAACCAGCUAAAGAAGUUACCUACGACGACGUGUGGGACGUCAUCUCCAGCGUCUAUCAAUCCAACUCCGCAGGGCUAAACACCGAGACGUUCUGUUUAGGCGUGACAUCGGUUAAGAUGCCUGUAGGGAAAGGACGUGGCGAAAAGUAUAACAUCUUCGACGAGGAGUGCGGCAUGAGACGUGGUAUUGUCGCAAUAAACAAUAAAGACAAUUUGUGUUUACCGCGCGCCCUCGUCGUAGCAAAAGCCAACGUGGACAAGGACACAGAGUAUAGAAAAGUUCGUAGAGAUAUCGGAAAGCUGCAGACUCUGCGAGCUCAAGACCUGAUACGGGUGUCGGGGGUUACCAUCCCCGAAGAAGGUUGCGGUAUCCCUGAGCUGCAGGAGUUCCAGCGACACCUAAAAGACUACCGCAUCGUCGUGUACCUGUAUGGCAGCAAAGGUCGCGACGUGAUAUUUAAGGGCUGCACAGAGGGCCCGUCGUUAAAUUUGAUUUAUCACGAGGGCCACUAUAAUGUUAUCACGUCACUAACGUCGGCCUUCUGCUGUGAUUAUUACUGCGAGAGGUGCCAAGUGCCAUAUAAUACUAAAAAAGAUCACAGGUGUGGUGGCACAUGUCCGGCGUGCCAGAAGUCACCCGCAUGCCCGGAAGACAUCGCAGUAACCUGUACCGAUUGUCAGCGUAGCUUCAGAGGCCGGCAAUGCUACGACAAUCAUAGGAGCCAAGGAUCAAAGGAAAAGAGCUCGGUUUGCAAGCAGAUUCGCCGUUGCCCCGACUGUCUCAAGGUGGUAAAAAGGGGCAGAACCCAUAUCUGCGGGGAGAUAUAUUGCAAGAUAUGCAACGCGCACGUCCCCGCAGACCACCUGUGCUACAUGCAACCCAACACAGGGAAGCCGAAGACCACCGAUCUUCUGUUCGUCUUCUACGACUUGGAGACGCGACAAGAAACAGCGAGGCCGGACGGAUCACACCUGCACGAGCCUAAUCUCUGUGUAUUCAAGCAAUGCUGCGACACAUGCCUCAACACGCCGCAGAAAAUCUGUAGUAAAUGCGGGGUUAGACUGCAGAUUUUAAGGUGCAAUGACCCCAUUUCGCCGUUCCUCCACCACCUCAUGACCAUGAGGAAAAAAUUCAAGCAGGUGGUGGUUAUGGCUCACAACGGACAGGCCUUCGACCACCAGUUCUGCCUGAAUUACAUCCUGACACAGACGAACCUCACCCCCGAACUCAUCAUGCGGGGUACCAAAAUAAUUUCCAUGGUCGUGGGGAACGUAAAGUUCCUGGACAGCCUAAAUUAUUUCCCCAUGGCACUGUCCAAGCUACCCAAGGCUUUCGGCUUGGGCAAUAAUUUCAAGAAAAGUUACUUCCCUCACCUGUUUAAUACCUCAGCCAACGCAGAUUACGUGGGCCCCCUACCAGCCGCCGAAUACUAUGACCCGGAUAAUAUGAAGGCGGAAGAUCGUGCCAAGUUCCUCGAGUGGCACGAAGAACACAGGGAUGACGUGUUCGAUAUGCAGCGCGACCUAGUCGAAUAUUGCAUAUCGGACGUGGAGAUCCUGACGGCUGCAUGUCUCAAGUUCCGACAGCAGCUGAUAGAAACAGGAAACGUCUGCCCGUACACGGAAGCCUGCACUAUAGCCUCUGCGUGCAAUAAGGUGUACAGGCGCAACUUCCUCAAGCCAAACACCAUCGGCAUCAUCCCCAAAGGCGGCUACAGAUGGCGCGACAACCAAAGCAAGAUAGCCAUACAGUGGUUAGUGUGGGAGGAACACCAGCGACAAAUAAACAUUCAACACGCUGCUAAACAGCAAGAAUCUCGAGUCGCCGGUGUAAAAGUCGAUGGGUACUGCGAGGAAACCAAGCAGGUGUUUGAGUUUAACGGCUGCUACUUCCACGGCUGCCCCGCCUGCUUCAAAUGUAAUAGAGACAUCCCCAUGCCCGAAGACCCCUCCCAGACAUUAAACACCCGCCAUGAAGCCACCCUUGCAAAGAUACAAAGACUUCGAGACCUCGGUUACGAGGUCAUUGAAAUGUGGGAAUGCGAGUUUAGGCGGGAUCUUCAUAAGAACGACAACGAAAUCCGCAACUAUACUGAAAACCACCCGCUCGUAACCCUAACACCGCUAAACCCCAGAGACGCUUUCUACGGAGGCCGCACAGGGAACACGGUCGAAUACUACAAGUGCGGCCCAGGCGAAAAAAUCAAAUACGUUGACGUAUGCUCCCUUUACCCCUGGGUCUGCAAAUACGGCAAGUUCCCCGUAGGCCACCCCAAGGUGCAUGUGGGCGAGGAAUGUCCUACAGAUCUUCGCAAUGUAAACGGACUUGUUAAAUGCAAGAUCCUCCCACCCCAGCAUCUCUACCACCCGGUGCUCCCCGCCAAGAUGAAUAACAAGCUCAUGUUUGUUCUCUGUCGCACCUGCGGAGAACACAUGAACACGAGCGAAGAGUGCCGACAUAGCGAUGUAGAGCGAGCUCUGACGGGGACAUGGGCGACGGACGAGGUGUUGAAAGCCCUUGAAAAAGGGUAUCGUCUGCUGAAGAUCCACGAGAUAUGGACCUACGACGUUCAGCAGUACGAUAAGGCCACAAAGAUCGGAGGUCUCUUCACGGAUAUGAUGAACAAGUUCAUCUCCGUGAAGCAACAGGCGUCCGGCUGGCCCGCCCAUUGUACCACAGACGAGGAGAAGGAGAGAUAUAUUGAGCAGUUCCUCGAGAGGGAAGACGUCAGACUGGAGUUUGCGGAGAUCUUGGAGAACCCCGGUCUUCGAUCUCUCGCAAAACUCAUCUUGAACAGCUUUUGGGGGAAGUUGGGACAGAGGGAGAACCAGCCCAAAACAUCUAUUGUGAGAAACCCCGCUGAAUUCUUCAGCAUGCUCACAAACCCCAGCAUCUACGUUAACUCGGCGCUCCCGAUCAACGAAGACACGCUCGUCGUUAACUGGGAGCACAGGGAGGAGGCCUACGACCCGCUCGCUACCGUAAAUGUCGUCAUAGCCGCUUACGUCACUACCCAGGCACGCCUAAAACUGUACAGUUACCUGGAACAGCUGGGCGACAGGGUCCUGUACUACGAUACGGACUCUGUCAUUUACGUGGCUAAAGACGAAGAGUACGACGUACCUACAGGCGAAUUCCUCGGUGACAUGACGGACGAACUGGAAGGAUACGGACCCGAAAGCUACAUAUCCGAGUUUGUCAGCGGAGGUCCGAAAAACUACACAUACAAGGUCUUCUCCACCAGAGAUAAUGAGGAGAAGGUCGUGUGUAAAGUUAAGGGUAUAUCCCUUAACUACUCAGCCUCACGACUGGUAAAUUUCGAUACCAUAAAAGAUAUGGUGUUGGAUACUUCCACUGCUCCGGUAUGCGUGGCCUCGAGAAACAUCUUGAGGACCAAGAAGCACGAGGUGGUUACAGUACAGCAAACCAAGCUAUAUAAACCUCUCUCCUGCAAGAGACGGUUCCUUGACGACCACAGCUCGGUGCCCUACGGUUUCAAAAGCUUUAACGCCUGUUUUUUUCUACACACACACUCUGUAUAA
This is a messenger RNA of Anoplophora glabripennis (Asian longhorned beetle), 3783 nucleotides long. RefSeq lists its product as uncharacterized. The record is from RefSeq and is a predicted model, not a curated record. The transcript has a single exon. The coding region runs from base 1 to 3783 and encodes 1260 amino acids. Gene Ontology annotation, biological process: DNA replication. Gene Ontology annotation, molecular function: DNA binding; DNA-directed DNA polymerase activity; nucleotide binding. NCBI's taxonomy places the organism in Eukaryota, Metazoa, Arthropoda, Insecta, Coleoptera, Cerambycidae.